CAACCGCAGCUGUACGGCACACAUUACGAGCAUUCCAGCAUGUCGCGCCAAAGCAUGGCGCCGCAGCGCAAUCUGUCACUUACCGAGGAGUUGGAGCGACUGGAGCAGUCAAUCACCCUGACGCUGCAAGAAAUCGACCAUAAUUUCAGCCGCGCACACCGAAUCGUGACGACAAGCAUACUUCCGAUAGUAGAGCAGUAUGGCAAGCAUUCCGAAGCAGUCUGGGAGGGAUCGAAGUUCUGGAAGACAUUCUUCGAAGCCAGCGCAAACGUCUCCCUCUCUGGCUAUGAAGCACCCGACCCCGAUGAGACCACGACGCAUGAAGAUAUGACGCAGCAAUCGCAGAUGUACGAAGACCAGACGGAAGAGGGGGACGAUACGGUGACGGGCGCAGUUACAACCCCUCAGCGACGGCCUUCUUCGCAAGCGCAUAUGGACGAUACGUCGGAGCUUGAAUCGCCUUCGCUCGCACACGCGCACAGUACCCCACGAGCGCCGACCAUGAGUACAGAGCAGCCCCAGUUCGCCGAGUUCUCUUCUCCGUACGAGAACCUGAGGCGCGAAGUGCUGGGGUCUCGAACGCCCAAGCUUGAGCCUACAACGCCUGGCAGGGCGGACGCUUUGCCAGACAUGACGGGACAGUUCGACUCUUCGCCGUUCGUUGCUCCGACGUCGACGAAGCGAGCACCCGUGGACCAAGGCCCACUGAUGCACCAUGUGCUCGAUAAGACGUACCGUAUUCAAGCAACCCCGCUCAUCAGUCCGCGCAAGUACAAGCCGACAGGUGCUUUCACGCCCGCGACUGCUCGCCGAGGUGCACCAACCCCUCGCGAGAAGACAAGCGCACUGCCCGACUGGGCUGACGAUUCAUCUCCGCCAUCUUCACCUGCGCCCCAGUUACGCGCCGACAUAUUUUCGCCCAUGAAGACUCCGCGCACACCUGGUGUCAGCGUGCAGACACCUGGGAAAGGGAAGCAAGCAUUCAGUGUCACGAAGACCGGAGGAAACGUGUUCGACAGCGACAGUGAUGAUGAGUUGGAUCUGGAUUUCUCUCCACCCAAGACUGUGCAAUUCCAUGUCCCACAGAGCAAGCUGUACCAGACUCCUGCCCGCGAAGCAAGCAGACGCAUUGUCGAGGAUUUGCUCUUAACAGCUGGAGGCGAUAUCACGGAAUCAACGGGCACGAUGGACGAGGACAGCCCUAGUGUGGUCCGGCGGCGGCCUGAUCUUGAUGAUUCCUUUUAGAAGCCAAUGAUACCCCUGUAGAGCGAGCGGUGUAUUUCAUCUUUGUGUAUACCAUAGCUCAAUGAAUACUUCGACGGUUGUACG
Paraphaeosphaeria sporulosa is the source of this 1329-nucleotide messenger RNA. RefSeq lists its product as uncharacterized. Gene Ontology annotation, biological process: attachment of spindle microtubules to kinetochore. Gene Ontology annotation, cellular component: mitotic spindle pole body; mitotic spindle; DASH complex. Lineage: Eukaryota; Fungi; Ascomycota; Dothideomycetes; Pleosporales; Didymosphaeriaceae. The record is from RefSeq and is a predicted model, not a curated record. The transcript has 4 exons. Bases 40 to 1245 code for a protein of 401 amino acids.